CUCGCUAUCAGUGUUUGUCUUAAUGCCGACAAGACAAUGCGUGUUUUGUGGUUAUAUUUGCUUGUGAAUACUGUGACCACCCAGGCCGGCUUCGGAAGGUCUUACCUGGGUAACUCGAGACUGUGCCACACAUGGAACUGUCUCAACCAGCACCUCAAUCUGACCGACGCCUUGCCCCCUCGCGACCAGUAUGCUGCAACCAUCAGGGCGUUACUGCCGGGGUCCUGGAGUGACACCCUGGAUGUCGCCCUGGACGUCUGCUACGGGAACAGGACGAGGAAGUAUACUAAUACCUGCCCAGGACAGGCGCUGCUGCAUUGUACGGUUGAUCAGUUGAUACAGAACUGUCCAUCAGAGAGCUGGGUAAAGCCAGAUGGGUGUACGCCACUUUCAUCAGUCGCCGCCUUCCCCUACAUGUUCUCGCAGAGUCGCUACAUCAAUCUUGCAGAAAAUCUACCAAUUGAACGCCGUCCAACAUGGUUCUUGACGAAUUACUUCAAUACAAAAUGCUGCGAGCUGCCCCAGCUGUUUCCCGACAGUGUGCUGCAGCGGUGUAACUUCAGCCAGUUCAUGUUCUACCACGUGCAUCAGCCGCAGAGAGCCAGCGUGGGGUUUGAGAUUAAUAGACAGGUAGCGUUAGAACCACCGUUCGGGAAAGCUGGAAUCCGAAAACCACAUCAUCCUCCAGUGUUCCCUACUUCAACGCCAUCUGAAGUGCAACAUGCUACUAAAGAUGAAAAUGAAAACCUCGAUCCGCUCUCAUGCUGCGAUAUGUCGGAGUUCAUCAGACCGGAGUGGCGGGCGCGGUGCGGGUUCGAUCUCCGGUGGGGGCCCAACAGGCUGGAUAUAGCCAGUCCCCCUGUGGUGACCACACCAGCACCGACGAUGUCGACAGUGAAGACUUACGAUGUAAAGAUUGUGCCGUUGAAGUGCCACACACAGGACUGCAUCUACAGAAGGCUGGGCAUCAUAUCUGACAAUGGCGUUGACAUCGAAGGUUUCGCCAAGCUGUUGGACAAUAUGACUGACCACAACCCCGAAUGGUCCAAAGCCAAGGCCAGGGUGGUCACUAAAUGCCUGAGUAAGCCCAUCCAGGGUUAUGAUGCCGAGUGCCCCCUUAGCCCCAUAUUGGGAUGCACAGCUGAUAUACUUUCGGAGAAUUGCCCCAAUGCACCAAAAAAUGACCCAUGCAAAUACGGCGGACAAGUGCCGGACGGCAUAACUUGCCAGAUCAGUGCCUCGUUGUACAGACCUAAGAACCGUCGCCAGUUCUGUAGCCUUCCCAACUUGGUGUCGCUCGCUGACCUGGACCGCUGUAAUGUCGUCUGGACCUGGCGCCAGCAGAACGUACCCGCCCAGCUCAAACCUACCACCAAGAAGUGGGCUGCUACGAGCAAUUGCAAAGAAUUGACGGAGUCCACCACCUGUCUGCUCUCGCAGAUGGGUGUACUCAACAAGUACGGUUUCCUUGACUACUUUAAGAUGAAGGACAGGAUACGGGAGUUUAGCCACGAGAACUGGUCUCAGUUCGGCGUGUAUAACGCGGCGUUUCAGAGCAUGCCCCUCUACCGUGAGUACUGCAGCUCGCCGAAAAAGUUGCUCAAUGUGCUGGACGCUAUGCUGAUGACGUGUCCAGCAUCGAAACGCAGCAACUCGCGGCAGUGUGCAGCAAUGUUCAACGAAAUGUCAAACUUACACAACGUGACACAACAGAAACUAGACAACAUCAUGAGCCACUUACAAAAUAUAUUCAUUCCCCCGCCACCGCCGCAGAAAUUAAAAAGAGUAACCAUCAAAACCAACGCCAUCUAUGAUUUCGGUAUUUUCAACAAUGACGACGUGCCACCUGUUAAGCUAAUAGAUGUGAAACCGAAGAAUAAGCCGUUAGUACUUAUACCAGUCUACCAAAGAAUCAAGUAUCCGUUGCACCAAGUUAACAAUGACGGUGUUUUUCGGGGCGCUGGGAAUAUUAAAGUUUAAUUAGUUGUCUAGUACCAGCGGUUGCGACGUUAAAAAUCACGAAUAUUAUAUUGCUAUCUCUUUUUCAUACGCUAUUGAGCAGGAUAGCAUUAUUUUUCAACAAAAAAAAAAUAGUGAUACUGCCGCAAUCAGACAUUUAAUUAGAUAUGAUUAACCUACAAUUUAAUGAAGAGUUUGACAGAUAAUUUUAUGCUAAAAUUUUUAUUUAAUAACGUUUAAGUAAUUAAUCCUCUGAAUACGGCGGAUAGGUUAAUUCCUAAAUUUCCAGAUAUUUUAAUUUUUUAGAUUUAAGAAAAAAGGUUUUUAAGGGUUGUGUAAAAAGUUUACGUUACACUUACUACAUGGCGUUGUAACCAACAAAAUAUUAGCGACUACAGCGCCUCUAUCGUGGAUAAAACCAAACUUUUUGUUAUGGUAAAAAUGUUUUUAUGUAAAAUCGAUUCCUUGCAAUGGAUGCGUGCAAUAAUAAUGUGUCUAAUAUAAGUAAGAAGUUUGUUAUAUUUUUGCGAAAUAAACAACAUAAAACA
Messenger RNA from Aricia agestis (brown argus), 2507 nucleotides. RefSeq lists its product as uncharacterized. The coding region runs from base 37 to 1980 and encodes 647 amino acids. The record is from RefSeq and is a predicted model, not a curated record. The transcript is spliced from 16 exons. NCBI's taxonomy places the organism in Eukaryota, Metazoa, Arthropoda, Insecta, Lepidoptera, Lycaenidae.